This is a messenger RNA of Sesamum indicum (sesame), 1925 nucleotides long. Its product is annotated as serine/threonine-protein kinase PBL34. Gene Ontology annotation, molecular function: ATP binding; protein kinase activity. The record is from RefSeq and is a predicted model, not a curated record. NCBI's taxonomy places the organism in Eukaryota, Viridiplantae, Streptophyta, Magnoliopsida, Lamiales, Pedaliaceae. Gene Ontology annotation, biological process: protein phosphorylation.
GGUUCUUGAGGGGAAGAAAGUAUUUUGUUUUUCGUUUGGCGAUUUGGGUUUUCUUGCAAGUGGAAGACAGGUUUCCCUUUGUUAUAUUUGACUUAUUUUCUGAAAUGGGUUUGAGCUGUUUUAGGUGAUUCUUUGGGGAAUUCUUAUGAAAUUGGACUCAGUUGUGGGACUAUUUUGGUAUAAUUUUAUAUAGUAGGGAGGUGGGGGGUGGUUGGAAAUUCGGAUUUCUCGGGGCAUUUGAUGAUUUUUGGGUCUGAAAAAGAUGGGAUUAGGUGAUGAUGGCUUAAAAGUGGAGUCUUGGGAUGUGAAGAAAUCAAAGGGGAGGAAGAAAAAAGAUGAUGAAGCUGUGGAGGAGACUGGAUGUUGCAUCAGGUUAAGGUUUUUUGGCUGCUGUAUUUCUUCAAGAUCUAAAGUUGAUAGCUCUAUUAGUGGCAUCAGCACCCACGAAACUAAAUCUACAAAUGAUACCAGUAGAGACCAACCAGUUGCCACUGUAAUCCCUUCCACCACCACAAGCAAUGCUGAAAGCAAUUCUUCCAGCACCAAACUUGAGGAGGAGCUUAAAGUUUCUUCUCGGCUGCGGAAGUUCACUUUUAAUGACCUUAAGUUGGCCACCAGAAAUUUUAGACCAGAAUCUCUUCUUGGUGAAGGGGGAUUUGGUUGUGUGUUCAAGGGAUGGAUUGAAGAGAAUGGUACAGCACCCGUUAAACCAGGGACAGGACUUACUGUUGCUGUCAAAACCCUGAAUCAUGAUGGACUUCAGGGUCACAAAGAAUGGCUGGCUGAAGUGAAUUUUUUGGGCGACCUUGUUCAUCCUAAUUUGGUUAAAUUAAUUGGUUACUGCAUUGAAGAUGAUCAGAGGCUGCUUGUCUAUGAGUUCAUGCCUAGAGGAAGCUUGGAGAACCAUCUAUUCAGAAGGUCUCUGCCACUUCCUUGGUCUAUCAGAAUGAAAAUUGCUCUAGGUGCUGCAAAUGGGCUAGCUUUUCUGCAUGAGGAAGCCGAAAGACCGGUGAUAUAUCGUGAUUUUAAAACGUCUAACAUCCUGCUGGAUGCUGAAUAUAAUGCAAAACUUUCUGAUUUUGGACUUGCCAAAGAUGCUCCAGAUGAAGGAAAAACUCAUGUUUCUACUCGUGUGAUGGGAACAUACGGUUAUGCAGCCCCAGAAUAUGUCAUGACAGGGCAUCUUACAUCAAAAAGUGAUGUCUAUAGCUUUGGUGUUGUCCUGCUUGAAAUGCUCACGGGCCGAAGAUCAAUGGAUAAAAACCGGCCUAAUGGGGAACAUAACCUUGUGGAAUGGGCUAGGCCACAUCUGGGUGAGAGGAGACGGUUUUAUCGUCUGAUAGAUCCUCGGCUAGAAGGCCAUUUUUCGAUUAAAGGUGCCCAAAAAGCUGCACAAUUGGCGGCCCGCUGCCUUAGUCGGGAUCCCAAAGCCAGACCUCUGAUGAGUGAAGUUGUUGAAGCUUUGAAGCCUUUGCCAAACCUCAAGGAUAUGGCUAGCUCAUCUUACUACUUCCAGACGAUGCAAGCUGACCGGGCCAGCUCCAGCCCCAAUGGGAAAAAUAGCCUUAGAACUCAGGGUUCAUUCUCAAGAAACGGACAGCAAAAUCCAAGAAGCCUCUCAAUUCCAAGUGGUACUAAUGCUUCACCGUAUCAUCAGUUUGCUCACAAUUCACCAAAACCAAACAGUAAACCAUAGAAUUGGGUCAGCCUUCCAUUCUUUUGUCCUUAAGGCCAAUAUGGAAGUAUGUCGUUUGCCUCUGGUCGGAUUACUGGAAAAGAUACGGAUUCUAUUGUUAUGUGACCUUAAGAGGGACAGAACUCCCACUUGGAGACAAUGUAAUGAGAACGGAGGUGAAGUGUAUCAAGUAAAUGUUUACAUGUCAAAUCCAUCCUCAAUCUCUAACCAACCCCCACCAAAAAAAAAA